UCUUGAAUCGUUUGAGUCGUUCUCACUCGGUCAGGGUUGCACGUGUGGGUUGCUUUUCCUGCACGUGUAAUCAGCACGUGUUCACAGACCGUAAAUCCCGACCCCAUGGUAGACACUCGACAGAAAUUUCAUACUAAAGUAAGUAUUUUAUAUUUUCUGGGUCUAAACAGAGCAGAAGUAUUGCUAAUGUGUUGUACAGAUUCUAUUGGACUGGUGAACUGUGUGGAUUUGUAUAUUUAACCCAGUUUAAUAUGGCCUGCUUUGUUCAGUCAGAGACAAGUAAAUCUGUUCUAAUGUUCAUUUAUUUUCCAUAGAUAAAACAAAUGUUUGCUUACACAUGACUACGUACUUUAUGCCUUCAGAAUGGUGGAGAUUUGUCUCUUGACUAUUUUAAAUUUGGUUCUCUUCAACAGGUUGUGUUUGAGUUGUGCAGGCUUGUGUCACCUGACUUAAAGAAGGCUUUCUUUGAAGGGCUUGAUCAGCACCUCCCACGGCUCCUGCAGUUGUACAACACCGAGAGGCAGUGAAAUACCCGAAAUCCAACAUGUGAUGACCCGCAUUGAUCAAGAGACAGGAGCCUGUGGUUUCCUACUCUGAACGCUGUUCGAGACAUGUCGACUUCAGGAGGCCCCACUCCACCCUUCACCACCCUGUCAGUCACCCACCCAGCCAAUCACAUCACUCCUGUAGAGCUGCACCGACCAGAGAAACGCAACACCAUGAACUAGGCCUACUGGAGUGAAAUGAUCGAAUGCUUUAAUCAGAUUGCUGAAGACUCAGAGUGCCGUGUGGUGGUGGUCUCGGGUGCAGGGAAAAUCUUCACUCCAGGCACGGAUGCUGAUCACAGAGGAGAGCCUGAUGACCACGAUCGUCCGCACACUCCAUGAUCACCUGAGACAUCCAGACCAGCAGGGACGAUUUCAGUUUGAACUCUACAGUGCACAAAAGGUCUUUAAAUUCCGCAGGGUCCAGAGUCUUAUAGAAGACCUCAAAUAUGUCCUGAUUAGCCGUCCAACAGAGUGGACCGACAAGCUCAGGGAGAAGUUUCUGGAAGGACUUGAUGCUUUCUUGGAGCUGCUCAAGUGCAUGCAGUGUGUUUACGGUAUGGACCCACACACAUUCUCAGUGAUGCAAGAGUGGUGUGCCAGUGAUGCAGAGGAAGCUCAGCGAAAGCUUAAGAGACAGAAUGGAGAGGACCCAGCCCUGCCUCCAUUCUGCCCACUGUGUGCCAGCUUGGUAAACAUUCUGCAGUGUGACGUGCUGCUUGGCAUGCUGGGAGCUGUGCUGCAGUGGGCUAUGGAGCCCAGUGGAGGACACUGGUCUGAGUCCAUGCUGCAGAGGACUGUGUGGGACAAAGACAAAGCGGAGAGAAAAAGGAAAGCUGAACUGUGCUGGAAAAAGACCAUGGCUCAAACAUUAGAGAGCCAGAGUCAUUUUAUCAAUAAGUACAUAGAUCUGCUCACGCAGGAUUCAGAGGAUCUGGAUGCCUCAGCCUCUACAUCAGCAGAGCAUAGCCCCAGUUCAUGUGACAGUGCUCUGGUGUGUGUGGGACCUCGUCGUUGGCGUGCCAGAGGAGGAGAGAGGAGGCAGAAGGAGAUGUGUAUCCUGUGUCACGAAGCGCAGGAGAUCCUACCUGAUGGCACCGCCAUGGUGCUCGCUGCCUUUGUCCAACGCUCUACGGUCAUGUCCAAGAACCGCAAAAGACCCCCUCACAAUCCAGAGAGCUAUGAUCCCCUCUUCAUGCACCCUGACCUGUCCUUUGGUACCCAUACCGGCAGCUGUGGCCACAUCAUGCACUCUCACUGCUGGCAGAGAUACUUUGAGACACUCCAGAGUCAGGAUGCGCAGUGGCUGCAUGAGCAAACCAGUUACGAUGUAGAGAAUGGGGAGUACUUGUGUCCACUCUGUAAGUGUCGCAGUAACACAGUCAUUCCUCUCCUGCCCCUCACUGAGACCACCUGCAGUUACAGCAAUAGUGAGCAGCCAGGUCUGGCUCAUUGGCUGAAUACAACGUAUACAAGCAGAUCAGAGCCUUGCACUCUGCUCAUAAGAGAGCCAAGCCAACAAAUGCUGGUGAGACAGAGACUGUGGAGGACUCUCCUCCUCCUGAGAGUUUCAGGCUGGACCACACAACAGUCAACCCUUAUUCAAGCUCCAUAAGGGAGAUGUUGAUGACAUUUGGGACCGCCACUUAUAAAGUUGGCCUUAAGGUGCACCCUAAUGAGCAGGACCCCCGUGUGCCUAUCAUGUGCUGGGGCAGCUGUUCUUACACCACCCAGUCUAUAGAGAGAUUAUUGGUAGAUGAGGAGAAGCCUCUGUUUGGAAGUUUACCCUGUAGACAGGUAUGACAACCCAACUUAUUGUCAUAUCUCAGCCCAGCCAGGACUCGGUUUCCCGAGAAGCAACACCCACUUCUAACAUGGCCGCUGAGGACUACACUUCCCACACACGCAUGCGCUCACCUCCCCGGAGUUCUGAUCUCACACACCUGCAGCCAAUCACCUUGUCCACUCACCACGGCUUAUUAAGAGACUUUGGCUACAGAGACACUUUGUGAAGUAAACGUUCAGCAGACUAGAUUCUCUGUCGUUCUCCAAGCGUUACCUACUGUCUUUAUUCCAUAAGUGACUUUGGCCUUUGCUUACGUCCCCGACCACGAUUUCUGUCUUGCCCCGUUUGUUUUGUUUGUAUGAUCGCCUGACCCUCGCUUGCUUCUUGACUACGGACUGUGCUCACCCCUCUGGAUUAUUCUGCCUGAACCUGCCGCCCGCUUCUGCUUCUGUAUUCCCCACGGAGACUAUUUGAGUUCCCUGGCUCAGGUUGGCUCUGCAUGCUGAGUCUCCUCUCACUCCUCUGUGCAAAAUCACUUCAUGCGACUGUUGGUAGGUAUAUUUAUUUCAUUAUUUAUUUUUCUCUCACUUGUAGUUUUUUUUAGUUCUUUAACUCUGUGUGUGUGUGUGUGUGUGUGUGCAUGUGCGCGCGCGCGCUCCGUGCAGCACUUGUUCUUGCUCCCCAGGUGGAAAGUUCCCCCUGCAUUCUGGAUGUGGACAUGUUCCACUCAGUGGUGAGCUGAAAAGCUUGUUAAAUGAUACUUUAGGCACUAUUAAAUGUAUAUUAGCAUCAGAUUAGAGUAACAUUGUUGUCCAGAAUCUAAACCUGUCUAUCUAACAGGUAAUUGUCUGUGGUUUCUUUGGCAGUAGUCUCUGAAUCAUGUUUUGUGUUUGUAUGUCAGGGGAGUCUGGUGCUGUCCUAUUCAGCAUUGCACUGCUUAGACUCCUCAGGGCUUAGUGCGGAUACUGCACACCUGCAUCUCUUCCACUUGGUCAUUGUUGCUCACCUGGUCCAGAUCCCCCUCACCUCUGUGCCAGGUUAGAGCAUAUUCUACUUAGAGCAUGUACAACUUAACAAUAGAUGGUGAUCUGUGUUAUGCUGUCAUUUGUGUGUUUAUUAACCCUCGUUCUUACAAAUGAGUAAUAACGUGUUUGCUGUCAAAGUAAUUCACUGCAGCCAACAGCGUUAGAUUUGUGUAGGGUUUUAUUUUUUUUUGGGGGGGGGUUGAACACAAUUUUUAAAAAGUGCUUAAAUUUAAUCCUAAAGAAAUGUUUCUAUACAUGCUGCAGUCCACGUGUUUAUUUACUAUUUGUUUUUUUUUAUACUGUUUCAGUAUUUAGUAGACUGUUCUGUGAACAGCAAUGGUUUUGCGUCUGAGUUGUUAAUUUUGUUUUGAGUUUUGCCAAAACUUGCUGCUUAUUAGAGAUGCCGAGCAUCCAACCAGGAACAUGAUUUUGGUUCAAAAAUAUUCAUUAAUGGUGUCCAAAAAGUUGCCCCAAACCUGUAGAUCAUUAGCUUAUUAUUAUUAUUAUUAUUAUUAUUAUUAUUAUUAUUAACACAUUAAUUGGACUGCCCUCGUUAACAUUGGUGGUGUGUCCACAGA
Molecule: messenger RNA, 3934 nt
Organism: Ictalurus furcatus (blue catfish)
Lineage: Eukaryota; Metazoa; Chordata; Actinopteri; Siluriformes; Ictaluridae
Product: E3 ubiquitin-protein ligase UBR2-like
Exons: 17
Coding region: 835-2160 (441 amino acids)
Biological process (GO): ubiquitin-dependent protein catabolic process via the N-end rule pathway
Cellular component (GO): ubiquitin ligase complex; cytoplasm
Molecular function (GO): ubiquitin protein ligase activity
Source: RefSeq, a predicted model, not a curated record